UUGCGUGGUUUCAAAUUAGAAUAAUAGAAAUGUGCUUUUAGAUUAUAUAAUUCUUAUUACUUGCAUCUAGACAAAUCCCAUUUUCAUUUUUUGUGAUUUGAUUAAGAAUUAUGAAAUGUUUUUGCGGGUGCUAACUUAUACUAUUACAAUGUGAUUUGCAGGCAUGUUAUGUAUGGUGCUGAAAAUUUGAGAGUCGUCUCCAAAAAUCACAGGUGGAUUUUCCAAAUGGUUCUGAAAUUUGUAACUUUACAGGUAGGAACUAGGAGAUUGAUUUGGAUUAUGGGGUUGAUGUGUGCUCUGAUUUUAGUGUUCCAGAGCUUUAAAAUUCUACCUUCUUUAAAAAUUCAGCAAAAUGGGGACUCACCCUAUUCCAAAUCUGAGUUUAUAGGUAAUAAUAUGAAGAAAAAUAGAACUGUGAAGCCACCAAAUUUAGGAUAUGUGGAUAUGGGCCUUUUACAGGAGGAAGCUAGAGAAUUUCAAACCCCUUCUUCUCCUGUUAUACCCUUAGCUAGUUUAACAUCAUAUACAAAAGUAAUAGAUUUAGAACCAAAGCCAAGUAUUGGCUCUCCUACAAUGUCUGGAAAAUUAAAGACAAUUGCUUUUCAGGAGAAAAAAUCUGACCCAGUUGAUAGUACCUUAAGUAAUCCAUCAUUACAUACAACAUCAGUAGUUUUAGAUUCAAUUAUUGGCUCUCCACCCACAACUGAAAAUUACAACAUAUCCAUAAUUAGGAUAAAAAGAACAAAACUUUCUCAGAAAAAGAAAAUUUCCGAGUCAGUGUAUAGUGACCUGAGCAAAGUAGACAGUAAUUCUCCCAUUGAUAAGGAAAACAAGAAUAAUACCACUCUAGCCACAUCUGGUAAUUCCAACACCUCUUUAGUAAAGAAAAAGAGAGCAUACAUAUCUCAGAAAAAGAGAAAAUCCGAGUCAGUGGAUAGUCACUUGAGCAAAAAGGGCAAAAAUUCUUCAUUGAACAAAGUCUACAAGAGGAAUCAUGGGUCUAAGAUUCCUGUUUCUGGUGCAUAUUCAGUAUCUGAGAUGAACAAUUUGUUAAUUCAGAGUCGUGCCUCCUACCAUUCAGUGAUUGCGCAGUGGUCCUCAGCAGUUGACCAUGAAUUGCAAGAUGUGACAUUACAGAUUGAGAAUGCACCUGUUGUACAGAAUGAUCCAGUUCUAUAUGCCCCUCUUUAUAGGAAUGUUUCCAUUUUUAAAAGAAGCUAUGAAUUAAUGAAACAGACACUUAAAGUUUACAUUUACAAGGAAGGAGAGAGACCAAUACUACACACACCAAUACUCCAGGGAAUAUAUGCUUCCGAAGGAUGGUUUAUGAAGCAGCUGGAAGCUAAUGAAGAAUUUGUAACCAAAGAUCCCCACAAAGCCCAUUUGUUUUACUUGCCUUUUAGCUCUCAAAUGUUGAGGGAAAUAUUAUACGUACCUAAUUCACACAAUCGUAGGAACAUUGUACAAUACCUGAAAAACUACUUGGAUGCAAUUGCGGAAAAAUAUCCAUUCUGGAAAAGGACAGGCGGAGCAGAUCAUUUCCUUGUUGCCUGCCAUGACUGGGCUCCAAAAGAGACAAGUAGAUAUAUGGCCAAGUGCAUUAGAGCCCUUUGCAAUGCUGAUGUUGGAGGAGGUUUUGGUUUUGGCAAGGAUGUUUCUCUUCCUCAAACCUAUAUUUACUUGCCUAAUGAUACUCUGAGAGGCCUUGGAGGCAAACCUGCUUCAGAGAGAUCAACACUAGCAUUCUUUGCGGGGAGAAUGCAUGGUUACGUUAGGCCUAUUCUGCUAGAGCACUGGGAGAAUAAAGAUCCUGACAUGAAAAUCUUUGGUAAGUUGCCUAAAACUGCUGACGAAAAUGUCUAUACCAGUUACAUGAAGAGCAGCAAGUACUGUAUUUCUGCAAAAGGUUAUGAAGUCAACAGUCCGAGGGUCAUUGAGGCGAUUUUCUACGAGUGUGUGCCAGUGAUCAUAUCUGACAAUUAUGUGCCUCCAUUUUUUGAUGUUCUGAACUGGGAAUCCUUUGCUGUAUUUGUGUUAGAGAAAGACAUUCCCAACUUGAAGAAGAUACUUGUUUCAAUCCCAGAGAAGAGAUAUAGAGAAAUGCAGAUGAUGGUGAAAAGGGUUCAACAGCAUUUUCUGUGGCAUGCCAAGCCUGUGGAUUUUGAUAUGUUUCAUAUGAUACUUCACUCUAUUUGUCUGCAAGGGAAGGAAUUAGAUCUUGUUAGCGGACGGAAUGAUCUCAUUAAUGGAGACUUGGAGAUGAUAAAGAUUUCGUGUCCGAUGACAGAUUGUUGCGAAGCUUGAAGGAGUAUCAAGACACUCUUGUUCCCACAGUACUACUGAGAGAAUCUGCGAAGCUCCGAUAGUGCUUUAGAAACAACCAUGCUAGUCGAGAGGGUGACAGUUCAUGUGACCUGCACACAAUGGGUGUCAGAGCUCAAAGAACUAUCAUAGUCCAUCUCCACCAUUGUCUCAGAGUUCACAAGUGGUGGCCAUCUCACCUUUAGUUUCGUUGCAUUAUUUUGUUCAUGAUGAAAUUAUGCAUGUAACGGGUUUUUAUUUCAUGACUGAGUGCUAUAUAUAUUAGAUUCAAUAGUAAAAAAUAUAUACAUGAAUAUCUCUGU
Molecule: messenger RNA, 2624 nt
Organism: Humulus lupulus (European hop)
Lineage: Eukaryota; Viridiplantae; Streptophyta; Magnoliopsida; Rosales; Cannabaceae
Product: probable glycosyltransferase At3g07620
Exons: 5
Coding region: 169-2304 (711 amino acids)
Molecular function (GO): glycosyltransferase activity
Source: RefSeq, a predicted model, not a curated record